Messenger RNA from Cyclopterus lumpus (lumpfish), 1459 nucleotides. It is a transcript of the gene mthfd2l, whose product is annotated as methylenetetrahydrofolate dehydrogenase (NADP+ dependent) 2 like. Bases 208 to 1134 code for a protein of 308 amino acids. Gene Ontology annotation, molecular function: methylenetetrahydrofolate dehydrogenase (NADP+) activity; methylenetetrahydrofolate dehydrogenase (NAD+) activity; methenyltetrahydrofolate cyclohydrolase activity. Gene Ontology annotation, biological process: tetrahydrofolate interconversion. Gene Ontology annotation, cellular component: mitochondrion. Lineage: Eukaryota; Metazoa; Chordata; Actinopteri; Perciformes; Cyclopteridae. The transcript has 8 exons. The record is from RefSeq and is a predicted model, not a curated record.
CGGGGUGGUGAUUGACAGCGUGCUUCACCGUUCACGGUGAAGAGGGCAGGUUUAACGGGCGUAGCGUUACCUUCAGGUGAAGAGGGAGUGCAAUUACAUAUCUCAUUCAACCGACGGUGCUGUCAACAAACGUGUAGGUGUUACAAAACUCGCCGCAGUUUCUCCGGUUGUAGUUAGCUUACCGUUUUCAGGAGACCCGUUCGUAACAUGUUGGCUGCUGCUGGAGGACGGCACGCCGCCGUGGUGAUUUCGGGGACGGAGUUGGCUCGGCAGCUCCACCGAGAAAUCCAGCGUGACGUGGAAGAGCUGGUAGCUCAGGGCAACAUGAGACCCCACUUGGGAGUGGUCCUGGUGGGGGACGACCCGGCCAGUCGCACCUACGUCAAGAACAAGACCCGGGUCGCCAGCAUCCUGGGUAUUUCCAGUGACACGGUGGUGCGGCCGAGAUCGGUGUCCCAGGAGGAGUUGUUGGAGCUGAUUGACAAGAUGAACCGUGACUGGAGGGUCAGCGGGCUAUUGGUGCAGCUGCCACUUCCCGAGCACAUCAACGAGCGAGCUGUGUGCAACGCCAUCGCUCCAGAGAAGGACGUGGACGGCUUCCACAUCGUGAACAUUGGUAAGCUGUGUCUGGACCAGAGAUCCAUGGUGCCUGCCACACCUGCAGCAGUCUGGGAGAUCAUCAAAAGAGCAGGCAUUGAAACGGUGGGGAAGAAUGUGCUGGUCGCCGGUCGCUCCAAAAAUGUCGGAAUGCCCAUCGCAAUGCUGCUGCACUCCGAUCGCAAGCACGAACGCCCCGGGGGUGAUGCCACGGUGACCAUCGCCCACAGAUGCACUCCGAAGGAGCAGCUGAAGGAGCUGACCAGCCUGGCUGACAUCAUCAUUGCAGCUGCAGGGGUUCCCGGGCUGAUCACAGCAGACAUGGUGAAAGAGGGCGCGGCGGUCAUCGACGUGGGCAUAAAUCGCAUCCAGGUCCCGAACACGGGGAAACUGCGGCUCAUCGGCGACGUGGACUUUGAGGGGGUGAAGGAGAAGGCAGGUUUCAUCACACCUGUUCCCGGAGGCGUGGGUCCGAUGACCGUCGCCAUGCUGAUGAAGAACACUGUGACCGCUGCCAGAAACGCACUGAUGCAUUAAACACACACAGAUACAGUCAAACAGUGUAUCCAUACGUACACACACACACACACAUCAAUUAAUUUAGUUUUGCACACAUUUUAGCAAACACACAUUUUUAUUUGAACAUCCACAAGCUCUAAACUUCAUAACUGCUGGGAAACUUACUUGAUAUGUACUUUGUUUAUACUUUGAAUGUUAUUAUUUAUUUAUUUAUGUUAUUAAUUUCAGAGUUCACUUUUUAUGAAUUUAGAUCAAUAUUUUUUCUACUGAAGUUGUUUUGGUUCAUUGUUGAACAUUCCAGAUACCCUGGAAAAGGACUAAUAAAUGAAAAAUAACGCUGUGG